AAGGCACUCAUUUUUUGGAUACUGCUCUAAGCACACACAGGCACUGCAAAACUAAGAAGAGGUUGUCUUAGCAUAAUAACUCACAGGAAUACUUCAAGAUGACCAAGCAACCAGAAAACGAAGAAACCGGCAAGUUCCUUUUCCUUGACAAUGACAUCAAAAACAGCGGGGUGGCCCAGGCCGACUGGUCGGCCAAAAAGAUGGUGUGGAUACCUUCAGAAAGGGAAGGUUUCCAGUCAGCCAGCAUCAAAGAAGAGACAGGGAAUGAGGUGGUGGUUGAGCUCGCCAAUGGACAGAAGAUGACCGUCAGCAAAGAUGAAAUCCAGAAAAUGAACCCACCCAAGUUCAACAAGGUUGAAGACAUGGCUGCACUGACCUGUCUGAACGAGGCCUCAGUGCUGCACAACCUCAGGGAGAGGUAUUUCUCAGGUCUCAUUUACACUUACUCAGGCCUCUUCUGUGUGGUGGUGAACCCCUAUAAGUUGUUGCCCAUCUACUCUGAGAAGAUCAUUGAGAUGUACAAGGGGAAGAAGCGUCAUGAGGUUCCUCCCCACGUCUAUGCCGUCACUGAUAAUGCUUAUAGGAACAUGCUGCAAGAGCGUGAGGACCAGUCUGUUCUCUGCACCGGUGAGUCAGGUGCUGGAAAAACUGAAAAUACCAAAAAAGUCAUCCAGUACCUUGCAGUCGUGGCAUCAUCACACAAAGGGAAGAAAGAUGCUGGCUCUCAACAAAAAGGAACCCAGUUAGCAUUUGGUGAGCUAGAGAAGCAGCUCCUGCAGGCCAAUCCUAUUCUGGAGGCAUUUGGCAAUGCAAAGACCAUCAAAAAUGAUAAUUCCUCAAGAUUUGGUAAAUUUAUUAAAAUCAACUUUGACAACACCGGCUACAUCGUUGGAGCGAACAUUGAAACCUACCUCCUGGAAAAGUCUCGGUGUAUCCGACAGGCCACAAUCGAGAGAUCCUUCCACAUCUUCUACUACAUGGUGGCUGGAGCCAAAGACAAAAUGCGAGAGGAGCUCUUGCUUGAAGAUUUUGGUAACUACCGUUUCCUGGUGGCUGGGCAUGUGCAGGUACAAAACCAGCAAGAUGAUGAGAUGUUUGAAGAGACUCUGGAAGCCAUGGAAGUCCUAGGAUUCAAUGAGGAGGAAAGAUUAGGCAUGUUGAAAGUAUGUUCUACUGUGCUACAACUGGGAAACAUUGAGUUUAAAGCAGAGAAAAAUCAGGAGCAGGCCAGCAUGCCAGACAACACAGCUGCACAGAAAGUGUGCCAUCUGCAGGGGAUUAAUGUGAUUGACUUUACCAAAGCUAUUCUCACUCCUCGCAUCAAAGUCGGCCGAGAGCUGGUCCAGAAGGCACAAACCAAAGAACAGGCUGACUUUGCAAUUGAAGCCUUGGCCAAGGCCAUGUAUGACCGUCUGUUUCGCUGGAUCUUGGCACGCGUCAACAAGGCUCUAGAUAAGACAAAGCGCCAAGGAGCCUCUUUUCUGGGCAUCUUAGACAUUGCUGGGUUCGAGAUCUUUGAGGAUAACUCAUUCGAGCAGCUGUGCAUCAACUACACCAAUGAGAAACUGCAACAGCUCUUCAAUCACACUAUGUUCAUCCUGGAGCAGGAGGAGUACAAGAAGGAAGGGAUCGAGUGGAGCUUCAUUGACUUUGGUUUGGACCUCCAGCCCUGCAUUGAGCUCAUUGAGAGACCAAACAAUCCUCCAGGUAUCUUGGCUCUGUUAGAUGAGGAGUGCUGGUUUCCAAAGGCAACAGAUGUUUCCUUUGUCGAAAAACUUACAAACACUCACUCAAGCCACUGCAAAUUCUCUAAACCUAAGAAUCUCAAGGAGAAGACUUUCUUUACUGUGCAACAUUAUGCUGGCAAGGUGGAUUAUAAUGCCACAUCUUGGUUGACUAAAAACAUGGACCCACUCAACGACAAUGUCACGGCCCUGCUGAGUAAUUCUUCCAGUGCAUUUGUGCAGGACAUCUGGAAAGAUGUGGAUCGUGUGGUGGGUUUGGAAACCAUGGCUAAAAUGGCUAAGUCUGAUGGCGCAGCUCCUGCUGCUUCCAAGUCCAAGAAAGGCAUGUUCCGCACCGUAGGACAGCUGUACAAAGAGUCUCUUGGCAAGCUCAUGACGACUCUCCAUAACACUCAACCGAACUUUGUACGCUGCAUCAUCCCCAACCAUGAAAAAAGGGCUGGCAAGAUAGAUGCCCACCUGGUUCUCGAGCAGCUGCGCUGUAAUGGUGUACUGGAAGGGAUCCGCAUCUGUCGGCAGGGCUUUCCCAAUCGCAUCGUGUUUCACGAGUUCCGCCAGCGCUAUGAGAUCCUAGCUGCUGGGGCUAUUCCUAAAGGAUUCAUGGAUGGAAAACAAGCCAGUACCCUUUUGAUCAAACACCUAGACUUGGAUCCCAACCUGUACCGGAUUGGUCUGAGCAAGAUAUUUUUCCGCACAGGAGUAUUGGCACAGCUGGAGGAAGAACGUGACCUGAAACUGACUGAUAUCAUAAUCGCCUUUCAGGCUCAGACUCGAGGCUUUCUUGGCCGAAAGGCAUUCAGCAAGAAACAAAAGCAGCUGACAGCCAUGAAAGUGAUUCAGAGGAACUGUGCUGUUUAUCUGACACUCAGGAACUGGCAGUGGUGGAGACUUUUCACUAAAGUCAAACCCCUGCUUCAGGUGACUCGUCAAGAUGAGGAGCUGAAUCAAAAGGAGGAGGAGCUUCAGAAAGCCAAAGACAUUGCCCAGAAGUCUGAAGCUGAACUUAAAGAGAUCACACAGAAACACGACCAGGUGGUAGAGGAGAGGAACCGGCUUCAAGUGAAACUACAGGAGGAGGCAGAGUUAUACGCAGAGUCUGAGGAGGUGAGGAUACGGCUGGAGACCAAGAAGCAAGAGCUGGAAGAAGUGCUGCGUGAGAUGGAGGCUCGACUUGAGGAGGAGGAGGAGCGAAGCCAGGUCUUUCAGCAAGAGAAGGCGAAUCUGCAACAACAGCUCAAGGAUUUAGAGAAACAUUUAGCGGAAGAGGAAAAUGCCAAACAGAAGCUUCAACUGGAAAGUGGGGCUGCAGAUGGAAAGAUUAAGAAACUUGAGGAAGAUCUUUUCAUUGUGGAAGAUCAAAACAGCAAGUUGCAGAAAGAGAAGCAACAGUUGGAGGAGCGGUUAGCUGAGUUCUGCUCCAACCUUACUGAGGAGGAAGAGAAAUCCAAAAACUUGACUAAACUAAAGGCUAAACAUGAAUCUAUGAUUUCAGAUCUUGAAGUUCGUAUGAAGAAGGAAGAGAAAAGUCGGCAGGAUGUAGAGAAAGCCAAACGUAAACUGGAGACUGAGUAUAAUGAUCUACAGGAACAACUAAAAGAGGCGCAAACCCAGAUAGCCGAACACAAGACACAACAAGCCAGAAAUGAAGUGGAAAUUCAGGACCUUCAGUCAUGCAUGGAAAAAGAGUCAGCUCAGAAGAGCAGUGCUCUGAAAAAGAUACAGGAAAUGGACGGGCUUGUCUCAGAGCUUCAAGAUGAGCUUGACGCUGAGCGGGAAACUUGUAGAAAGUCAGAAAAGGCCAGAAAGGAGCUGGAAGAAGAGCUGUCGGCCUUGAAGACCGAACUGGAGGACUCACUAGACACCACAGCAGCACAACAAGAGCUACGGGCUAAGAGGGAGCAGGAGGUGGCCAUGCUGAAGAAGCUGAUAGAAGACGAAGGCCGAAGCCAUGAGUCUCAAGUGAAUGAGAUGAAACAAAAACAUGCUCAGGAUCUAAAUGAACUUAGUCAACAGCUAGAGCAAACCAAACGGGCCAAGGCCAGUCUGGAGAAAGCCAAACAGGCCUUAGAGAAGGAGGUUGUAGACUUGAAUGGAGACCUUCGCUCGCUGGGUAAUGCCAAGCAGGAUGUGGAACAGAAGAAGAAAAGGGCAGAGGCCCAGCUUGCUGACCUUCAGACUCGCUUCAGUGAGAGUGAAAAGAAGAGGGAAGAGCUUGGAGAUGCAGUGUCCAGACUCACUAUGGAGUAUAACAAUGUGAAUAGCAUCCUCAACGAGGCAGAGGGCAAGAACAUUAAGCUGAGUAAAGAUGUUGCCAGUCUCAACUCACAGCUCCAGGAUACACAGGAAUUACUUGGUGAGGAAACCCGUCAAAAACUUAAUUUUUCCACACGGCUACGUCAAACAGAGGAUGAGCGAAACAGUCUGCUGGAACAAAUAGAAGAAGAGGCAGAGGCCCGAAGGAAUGUGGAGAGACAGGCCUCCAGUCUUACCACUCAGUUGUCAGAUGCAAAGAAGAAGCUGGAUGAGUACUCCAGCAAUUUCCAAAUGCUUGAAGAAAGCAAGAGACGGCUACAGAGGGAUCUGGAGGCCACACUUGGAGAGUUUGAGGAGAAAACUACAGCUUAUGACAAGCUAGAGAAGACCAAGAAUCAUCUUCAACAAGAGUUGGAGGAUGUGCUGAUGGACCUGGACAACCAGAGACAGCUGGUUUCAAAUCUGGAUAAGAAACAACGGAAAUUCGACCAGAUGCUUGCUGAUGAGAAGACCGUCUCCAGCAAGUAUGCUCAGGAGCGUGACUGUGCAGAGGCAGAGGCACGGGAGAAAGAGACCAAAUGUUUGGCCCUCACUCGAGCACUUGAAGAAUCCCAGAGCUCCUUACGAGAGUUAGAGAAACUCAAUAAGAUGCUUCGCUCUGAGAUGGAAGAUCUGAUCAGUUCAAAGGACGACGUGGGCCGAAAUGUCCAUGAGCUGGAGAAGGCAAAGCGUGGAUUGGAGGCUCGAGUGGAAGAGAUGAUGAUUCAGAUGGAGGAACUCGAGGACGAAUUACAGACUGCGGAGGAUGCUAAACUCCAUUUGGAAGUCAAUAUGCAGGCCCUCAAAGUCCAACUUCAAAGAGACCUGCAGGCCAGAGAGGAGCAAAGUGAAGAGAAGAGAAAACAACUGCUCAAGCAGGUACGUGAGCUUGAGACUGAGCUAGAAGAUGAGCAGAAAAUGAGAACUUCAUUGGCAGCAGCCAAAAAGAAACUUGAGGGGGAUUUGCAGGACCUUGAAGACCAAGUUAACGGAAUCAGCAGGGCGAGGGAUGAUGCGAUUAAACAGCUCCGCAAGACUCAGACGCAGGUGAAAGAUUCCCAGAGGGAGCUGGAAGAUGCGAGAGCAUCCCAAAAGGAGGUUCUUUCCGAAGCUAAAGAAUCUGAGAGAAAGGGCAGAGCCAUGGAGGCAGAAAUCUUACACCUACAGGAGGAACUGGCUACAGCAGAGAGAGCUCGCAAACAAGCUGAGCGAGAGAGAGAUGAGGUAGCAGGGGAGAUGGCAAGUGGCUCAUUUGGAAAAUCUGGCAUGUCCGAUGAGAGGCGGCGUCUGGAAGCCAAGAUUCAACAUUUGGAAGAGGAACUUGAUGAGGAACAGGCAAACACGGAGACGCUCAAUGAGAGACUGCGGAGAAGUGUCCAGGAGGUGGAUCAGCUGAACAGCGAGCUGCAUGUUGAACGCUCCAAUGCUCAGAGGAUCGAGAGUGGCUGGCAGCAAAUGGAGAGGCAGAACAAAGAGCUGAGAGCCAAGCUGCUGGAGAUGGAGGGACAGAUCAAGUCCAAGCAACGGGCCUCUGUAGCUGCACUAGAGACCAAGCUACAACAAAUGGAGGACCAACUGGACCAUGAGAGCAGGGAGAGACAAGCAAUUGCCAAGGCCAUGCGUCAGAAAGAUAAGAAACUGAAGGAACUGACGUGUCAGAUAGAGGAUGAACGAAAACAGACGGAGCAAUUUAAGGACCAAGCUGAAAAGGCAAAUCUGCGAGCAAGGCAGCUUAAGUUGCAGGUGGAAGAAAUCGAUGAGGAAUCUCAGCGUGCCACAGUUGCCCGUCGUAAACUUCAGAAAGAGCUGAACGAGGCCACCGAGGCUAAUGACGCCCUGAUCAAAGAAGUGUCUUCACUCAGGAGCAAACUCAGGCGUGGAAAUGACUCAUCUUUCAGCGGUUCGUUAAGGCGUAGUGGAGGUGGGAGCUUUAGAAGAGCACGCAGGAGCAUGAUGGAAACAUCUGAGGUUCUAGAAGACGGGGGUCCGUCUGCUACUUCCAUCCAUCAACCUGAGGAAUCUCAAAAUGAGCCAAUCAACAGCACCAAGAAUGACAACUAAUGAAAUCAUUCCCAACAUUGCUCACUAUUUGCUUUUGCCAUACUUUAAUGAUAAUUUAUGCUUAUUUAAUCUUUUAUCUCCUAAAACAAGGUUUGGUAUUUAAGUCUUCUUCACUGAUUCCAACAACUGACUAAUUCUAAUAGGGUUGUACAAGCAAACAAAUUUCUAUCACCAUGGUUUUUGAACAUGUACCAUAGCACUACCAUGUUUCAUGAUCUCUUAAGUGUCACAGUACAGAUCCAAGUACUACAAAGUGAUGCCGCAAAAGGGAUACUACACUGUGCCAUGGUAAUUUCUUUUUGAGCAUUAAGAGGGUAAUUCACUGCUUUAAUAAGAUUUAGCUGUCAAGUAAAAAUUGAUGAUACAUGACUAGAGAAACUAGAGGAAAAAGUGCUGUGGCAUUCCCUUUUGCAAAAAACUUAAACACCCAUAAUGCAUUUUUAAUCCACUCUCCAUGGGCAGGAUCACAAAAAUGAGGAAGUUCGAUCUGUAGUUGUGACAAAGUCUGCCAGAUGAUGCAAAAUGACAACUACAACUGCAGGUUGAACUUCUGGAUUCCUGCUGAAAAAUGAAAUGGGAUAUCUGGGUGCAGGUAACAUGGAAAAGAGUACACAUUAUUUAUUUACAUAUAUUACAAACACGGUAACAAUGCAAAGCAGCUGGAUGGAAAUCUGCAAACUUAUCCUUUAAAGAGAUGCUUUGGAAAAAAAAUUGGAUCAUUAAAUACUUUUCC
This is a messenger RNA of Labeo rohita (rohu), 6831 nucleotides long. RefSeq names its product myosin, heavy chain 11b, smooth muscle (gene myh11b). The transcript has 42 exons. Gene Ontology annotation, cellular component: myosin complex. Gene Ontology annotation, molecular function: cytoskeletal motor activity; actin filament binding; ATP binding. Bases 99 to 6098 code for a protein of 1999 amino acids. NCBI's taxonomy places the organism in Eukaryota, Metazoa, Chordata, Actinopteri, Cypriniformes, Cyprinidae. The record is from RefSeq and is a predicted model, not a curated record.